ACCGAGGAGAAAAAUUGAAAAGUACAGAAUGACAUAAAUACCCUCGUCUCCUACCUCAAGACACACUGAUAAAUAUGAAACAACUCGAUACAGAGCUUUCAUCUCUUAUCCAAAAUCAAACUGAUCUCUCUUAUCAUAUUGUUCUCAAGUGAUCGUAUGAAAAUCAGUAUCAAAAUUGAAGUGAAGACAGAGGAGAAUGGAGGAGAAGCAGAGAGGGGCAGUGUUGGGGAAGUAUGAGGUGGGGAAGUUGGUGGGAUGUGGGGCGUUCGCAAAAGUGUACAGAGGGAGGGACACGGAGACGGGGCAGAGCGUGGCGAUCAAAGUAGUGAGCAAGCAAAGGCUGAACAAGGGAGGCCUUAACGGAGCCCACGUGAAGAGGGAGAUCGCUAUCAUGCACCGCUUGCGUCACCCCUACAUCGUGCGCCUCUCGGAGGUCCUCGCCACCAAAUCCAAGAUCUUCUUCGUCAUGGAAUUCGCCAAAGGCGGCGAGCUCUUCGCCAAGGUCUCCAAGGGCAGGUUCUCCGAGGAUCUCAGCCGCCGCUACUUCCACCAGCUUAUCUCCGCCGUUGGUUACUGCCACUCCCGCGGCGUCUUUCACCGUGAUCUCAAGCCCGAGAAUCUCCUCCUCGACGAUAAGCUCGAUUUGAAAAUCUCCGAUUUCGGGCUCAGCGCCCUCGCCGACCAGAUCCGACCCGACGGCCUCCUCCACACCCUCUGCGGCACGCCCGCCUACGUGGCGCCGGAGGUCCUGGCCAAGAAAGGAUACGACGGUGCCAAAAUCGACGUGUGGUCAUGUGGAGUGAUACUGUUCGUGCUCAACGCUGGCUAUCUACCGUUCAACGACCAUAACCUAAUGGUCAUGUACCGGAAGAUCUACAAAGGCGAAUUCCGCAUCCCCAAGUGGACCUCCCCUGAUCUCCGCCGCCUCCUCGCUCGCCUUCUCGACACCAAUCCACUCUCCAGGAUCACUAUCGAAGACAUCAUCCGCGACCCCUGGUUCAGACAGGGUUACGACGACCGCAUGUCCAAGUUCCACCUCGAGGACUCCGACAUGAAACUCCCCGCCAACGAGUUGCGGAUGAACGCCUUCCACAUCAUCUCCGGAUCUCCCGGUUUCAAUCUCUCCGGUCUGUUUUCCGGAAAGUUCGAUCGAGUGGAGCGGUUCGUGUCGGGUUGGACGGCAGCGAGUGUGCUUGAGAAGCUGGAGGAGAUGGCCGCUGCGGAGAAUCUGACCGUGGCGUGCAAGGAAGCCUGGGGGAUGAAGAUACAAGGGGAAGGAGGUUCCUUCGCCAUGGUUGUCGAGAUUAAUCAGCUUACCGACGAGCUGGUGAUGAUCGAGGUGAGGCAGCGGCAACGUGCUGGAGGAGAUAUUUGGUCAGAUACACUGAGGCCUUUCCUCGUGGAGAUUGUUCUCAAACCGGACGAGACGGUGGCCGGUUUACAGACUACCCAUUACCAGGAAGGUGCUUCUUCUUUGCGUGACGUGAAUACGACGACUUAGUGUUUUAGGUAUCUGUCAUAAUCAUCCAAGAAAUAAAAACAUGACAAAAAAUUCUGCCUUUUAUCUGACAAAACUAUUCACGAAAAUUCUCCAAUAUUUUUAUUUUUAAACACGUUAGCCUCUGUAACUUGUCAUGUAAUCUUUGAUUAUCAAUGUUUUUGUAAAUGGUUAUCAGAACUUCUGGGAUGCACCAAUAGAAGAAGAAAAAUAUGUUGUUCUUGAUA
Brassica oleracea var. oleracea is the source of this 1725-nucleotide messenger RNA. Its product is annotated as CBL-interacting serine/threonine-protein kinase 14. Gene Ontology annotation, molecular function: ATP binding; protein kinase activity. Bases 197 to 1501 code for a protein of 434 amino acids. Lineage: Eukaryota; Viridiplantae; Streptophyta; Magnoliopsida; Brassicales; Brassicaceae. Gene Ontology annotation, biological process: protein phosphorylation; signal transduction. The transcript has 2 exons. The record is from RefSeq and is a predicted model, not a curated record.